Messenger RNA from Phytophthora nicotianae INRA-310, 1536 nucleotides. RefSeq lists its product as hypothetical. The record is from RefSeq and is a predicted model, not a curated record. Gene Ontology annotation, biological process: signal transduction. Gene Ontology annotation, cellular component: cytoplasm; nucleus; nucleotide-activated protein kinase complex. The transcript has 2 exons. Gene Ontology annotation, molecular function: protein kinase binding. The coding region runs from base 274 to 1197 and encodes 307 amino acids. NCBI's taxonomy places the organism in Eukaryota, Oomycota, Peronosporomycetes, Peronosporales, Peronosporaceae.
GCGCGAUGAUGCGUCGCCGUUGAGGCUUGGGCUUCACGUGGAUUUGUAUGUGCCUCUUUGUACUAGAGAGAAGCUCAGCUAGAAGAGAAGCAUACCCAAGCAGCCCUCGCCAGCGCCAUUGCGAGUACGUGACGCCAUCGUUUGCAUCCCCUCCAUCUCCAUCGCGAAACAGACCGACCAGCGCAGUAGAUAACGACCGGGAGUUCCGUCUUCUCGAGCGGGAAGAGAGAGUACGUAGCAGCGACCAGAUCAGCCUCGUCGUCCUCAGGCACCAUGGGCAGCGCCAGCAGUAAAGCAGGCGACGCCAACCCCAAGAACUUGGGCGCAGAUCCGAACGACCCCAACGCGUUCCCGCUGCACCACCAUCCGUACUACAAUCAGGCACAACAGCAACAGGGUCGUAACUAUGACGGUAGCAGUGAGGGUAAGAAUCCGCAGCAGCCCUAUUUUGCAGGCCAACACAAUGCCACCGAGGCUAUGGAGGUAGAUCCGCCCACAGAGACCUCUUCAGAGGUAUCUUACGCAGACGGAGAGAUGGCUACAGCGCAGAUGGAUGUAAAAGGCGGCGAGAACGGCAAGGGGAACAAUGCACAGACUGCGGACGUCACAGUGCCGCCUGGGGAGGACGUCGUGCCCAUGGUGUUCAAAUGGGAACACGGCGGCCGCAACGUGUUCAUCACUGGCACAUUCAACGGGUGGGACAAGCAGUGUCCCAUGCACCGAUCCGGCAACGAUUUCACCUACAUCGCCAACCUCACGCGGGGGAAGCACAUGUACAAGUUUGUGGUGGACGACGACUGGCGGUUCGCACCCGACCAGCUCACAAUGGCAGAUGUGGAAGGCAACGUAAAUAACUAUGUGGAUGUAUCGGACUUUGCGCCGCUCUCCGACUUUGAUGGUAAGAACAAGCAGGACGACGACGAAGACCCCGAGAACCCGUACUCACGGUACAUCCCCGAGAUCGACGAGUACACGAAGGAGCCACCUCCGCUUCCACCUCACUUACGGCACAUUAUUUUGAAUAAGGCACCGCCGACCGUCGAUGGUCGAUUGCUGCCUGUGCCUCAGCACGUGGCGCUCAACCAUCUAUACUGCACAGCAAUCAAGGACGGCAUGAUGGUGCUGGGCAUCACCAACCGCUACAAGCAGAAGUUCGUGACUACCGUUUAUUAUAGCCUCAUGCCCGGCGCCAAUUAGGGCUCUUGGUGGCAAACUCAGGUAGAAAGAACAAAUGGGAGGAAGCUCGAAGCACAGUCGUGAAUGAUCCAAGUGUUGGACGCGGCGUGGGGCAUGCAGUGCGCGUGCCUUGCUUCAGCUUCUGUAGGAAGUAGACACUCUUUUUUUGGUAAUGGAGCUGCUCGCGAUGGUCGUAAGCGAGCGGCCAGGGCAUGGCCAACCUAGGAAUGGCGAAGUCCUAAAGCAAUGACAAGCGAACACACUAUCUUCGCCUUUCCGAGCCAUCACCACAACUCCUACGACGCAUGAUAAACACAGUCACACUCGAGCGCAAAAACAAUAAACAUAUUUUUGUUUUUU